Molecule: messenger RNA, 4380 nt
Organism: Phalacrocorax carbo (great cormorant)
Lineage: Eukaryota; Metazoa; Chordata; Aves; Suliformes; Phalacrocoracidae
Source: RefSeq, a predicted model, not a curated record
GUCAGGGUGCAGCUGGAACCUGGCACUUUUACCUCCAUGGAUCCCCUAAACCUCUCUUGGUACAACGGUGACAUCGGUGACAGGAACUGGAGCAAGCCACUCAAUGAGUCCAGUGCAGACCAGAAGCCUCAGUAUAACUACUAUGCCAUGCUGCUCACCCUCCUCAUCUUUGUCAUUGUUUUUGGCAAUGUGCUGGUGUGUAUGGCUGUAUCCAGGGAAAAAGCCCUUCAGACUACCACUAAUUACCUGAUCGUGAGUUUGGCAGUGGCAGAUCUCUUGGUAGCAACUCUGGUCAUGCCUUGGGUGGUCUAUCUGGAGGUGGUUGGUGAGUGGAGGUUUAGUCGGAUCCACUGUGAUAUCUUUGUAACCCUUGAUGUUAUGAUGUGUACUGCCAGUAUCCUCAACCUCUGUGCCAUCAGCAUUGACAGGUACACAGCAGUAGCAAUGCCAAUGCUGUAUAAUACCCGCUACAGCUCGAAGCGCAGGGUCACGGUCAUGAUUGCUGUGGUCUGGGUGCUUUCAUUUGCCAUCUCCUGCCCACUCCUCUUUGGCCUCAACAACACAGAUGAGAAUGAGUGCAUCAUUGCCAAUCCUGCCUUUGUUGUGUAUUCCUCCAUCGUCUCCUUCUACGUUCCCUUCAUUGUCACCCUGCUGGUGUAUGUGCAGAUUUACAUAGUGCUCCGGAAGCGCCGGAAGCGUGUCAACACCAAACGCAGCAGUCACAGAGUGGACUCAGGCACACAAGCCCCACUAAAGGACAAAUGCACUCAUCCAGAAGACGUCAAGCUCUGCACAGUUAUUGUGAAGUCCAAUGGGAGUUUCCAAGUUAAUAAACGCAAAGUGGAGGCGGAGAGUCACAUAGAAGAGAUGGAAAUGGAGAUGGUGUCCAGUACCAGUCCCCCUGAGAAAACCACCAUCAAACCAGCAGCACCAAGUAACCAUCAGUUGGUUGUGCCAGUUGCUUCUAAUCAGGGCACCAACUCAACCCUGCAGGCACCGUUGGACAGCCCUGGGAAAGUCGAGAAGAACGGACAUGCCAAAGAAACCCCCCACACAGCCAAGGUCUUUGAGAUCCAGUCUAUGCCCAAUGGCAAGACAAGGAUCUCUCUCAAGACUGUGAGCAGGAGGAAACUAUCGCAACAGAAGGAAAAGAAAGCCACUCAGAUGCUAGCCAUUGUACUCGGUGUUUUCAUCAUCUGCUGGCUCCCAUUCUUCAUCACUCACAUCCUGAACAUGCACUGCGAUUGCAACAUCCCCCCAGCUAUGUACAGCGCCUUUACGUGGCUUGGAUAUGUCAACAGUGCUGUCAACCCAAUUAUUUACACCACGUUCAACAUUGAAUUUCGCAAGGCUUUCAUGAAGAUCCUCCACUGCUAAAAGUAAAAACAGCAACCACAUUUUUAAGAAUGAGAAAAAAGAAACCAAUGCCAUUCAUGCACACAGACGGGCAGGUCUUGAGCUCUUGUAUUGCGCACGAGGCUCACAGUGUUACAACAGUGCCAUGCCCACGCGCCUCUUGGUGGGGAUGUAAUGAGGACUUUCAUGUGGGAGGUUGUCUCAUCCCUCGAGGUGACCUUCAGACUCUGGGACACCAAUCCCAAGGGCACUUUUCAGAGCUACCCUCACACUGUGUUUAAAGUGGAAGCAAAAAUCAAGACACACUCACUUGAUUCUUGCCUGUGGCCAUCUACCCUUGAGUGCAUUAAACACAGACAGUCGCAGAGCCAUGUGAAGGUAGCGAUAGGUCACUGCCGCUACUGGCUUGCGUGUUAUGUCAUUGAUACAGUUCUCACCAAAGACAAGACCAUCUUUUCUGCUUUGCAAUAGAAGCCAGACAGAGCUUGCGGAAAGUCCGUGCAAUAGCUUUGCCUUCACCUUGAGCUGACUUGCCCAAUAUUAAACUGCUGAAGCCUUGAGAAAAAAACUUUAAGAGGUCCCCAAAUGGGCUAAGAUGGUUCUGCCUCCUACAAAACCAAUCCCUGCAACAAUGUGGGCCUACAAGCAAUGGGCAGAAGGAAGAAGGGGAGCAUAAGCCUCAUGUGGGACCACUACAUCAGUAUAAAUAUGAAUAAAUAGGAUGAAUUGAACAGAAGCCGAAGCCAAAAAAUAGAUGGAGAGAAACUAAAGAAGUGAUACCUUGUAUUGCAUGGUAUACGUUCAGAUCAAACAGGACACCAACUAUCAUCUAUCAUCAGCCAGCCCAGCAGCUAUUUCUGCCCACCAGCAUUUCAUCUCCAGUCUCUUACAAGAAGUUACAAAACUAGGUGAGAAGCGUUAGUGUGGUGAAUGUAGAAACAUGAAGACAGUGUGCCAGGUGAGGCAUCUGCAGCCAUGGCUGUCUCAGAUGUGAUCUUGAACAAGUCAGCUAAGUUAGGUCCAGUUCUUCUCACCUAACUUCAGGGCACCACGAAGCCAAGGACCACCUCAGAUAUUAUUUGCCUAUGUCUCUCAGUAGAGAGAGCGCAGGAUAACAUUGUGCCUAAUUCAAAAUAAGAGUAAACUAGGUAAAAAUGUGUGUUUUGGAAAAGCCAGAAUAAACCCCAAGGAAGUCCCUAGCUGGACCAGCUCCUGUGUCCAAGUUGGACUCUGGAAAAGCUGGAUGUUUCCAGUAUACCUUCCCCUCUGGUAUCUUUCAUGGAUGAAAACAAUUGAAAACCCAUAACAGCAUAAUUUCAUCAUGCUGACUCUGGCAUUGACAAAUCCACACUGUAGUUAGGAAUUGUACUCAGUUUACAAUAGAUUUUGUAAUAUCUCUGUAAAUAAAAUAUAGUAAGAUGGAUAAAAUUACACGGAAAAAGAUCUGGCUAGAAAUUAAUGUAGGAUCCGGACAUCUAGAUGAUUACAAUAGCCGUAUGCACAGGCAGGGUCCAAAGUUCUAGUCACCUGCUGUAGGUCCUAUGUAUUAACUGAAUAAGAGGGUACGUGCUCAUCAGAGCAUUUUGUUGACAUAUGUGAAACAGGUGUUGCAUGAUGCUGUCAGACCAAAAUGUUAUGAAUAUGGAAGAUGGGGCCAGUCACCCUUCUGUCUUAGCAUCGUAAUGCACAGCUAGGGAACCUUUGUACUUUGUACCUUAAUAGGAUUAUAGGCAAGGGAAAAAACACUUCUUACAGAAGCACAGGAAAGUUUCCAAUCCUUUUUUAAUCAGAAAAUUGGAAACACUAACUCAAGAGAUCUCAGGCACACAUUAUCUGCUCUUUUUCUUUUUCCUCCCGAUUUUAACGAAGCAAGUUCACUCGGUGAUAGGAAUCAACUCAGACUAGUAUUAAUUAAAAGAUUCAAAGAAUAAUGUAAAGUCAGUAGGUUAUUUGGUGGAAAAAUGAUAACAAGAUACCGCUCAAUUUUCUAACAUAUUUACAAUCGCAAAGCAGAAAGGUGCCAUUUGACUUAGUGAAUUAACAGGUGGGGAGCUCAAUCAAAAUAGAAAAUAAUACGCAUAUGGAAGUUGCCAUAGGUGAUACUUGCUCUGUACUAAAACCUGGUGUGAGUCCUCAAAACGAGGACUAUGUGAAUAAUGUCUUAACUUUGUGCCAUAAUUUUAUUUUGUUUUCAGUGUUAACCAAGGACAAAAUCAUCAUCUUCAGUACUGUGUACCUCUUUCAAAAAUUUUGUUUCUGAAUCUAGAUGCAGAACCUUAUAGCUCAACUCACCUGAACUACUAGAUGAAAAAACUCUUCCAAAACAUCGUGGAGGAAAAGAGCUGCUGAAAAAGGGCCUAUGUCCUUCAUACAUUUUCUAACUUGGACUAAAAGAACCAGGUGUAAUUUCCUGGGGAUUAAGUAUUUGUUGGGAGAAAUUACCUGCAGCCUACAUUCAUCGCAAUGACAUAUUAAGCCACUCAUUCCUAACACUCCAGACUUAAAGGUAUCUUGUGGGAAUAUCUGUAUCCCCACUGCCCUUGGAAAGGUGGUAAUGCCACGUCUGUUCAUCUCCUCUGCAGCAGGUUUUCCUUUCCCACAACACAUCUACACUUAAAGACAAGAAAUUACAGCACCCAUGAAUCAGGCCUUCAUAACUCUUUUCGAGAGAGGACCGAGAUAUAUCAUCACCUCUGGCUUUACAAAGAAUAAACUAAUGCCAAGAGCAAGGACAAUCUUUGCAAUCUGUUUGUACAGCACCUGGCACAAUGACAACCAGCCCAUAGCUGUGAUGGAAGCUGUUUGUAGAAACUUCUGAAAAUUACGAGGAGUCAGUUGCAUCAUACAGGACUCUGAGGACUCUUGCCCACAUAUCUGAGUCUGUUACUUCCACGCUGGAAAAAAUACUGCUUUCCCAAGAACUUCAGAUUGCAGGACAUGCUGAUGAUGGUAAGGGUGCUGAUAUAUUUUUAAAAACACAUAAAAACACACUAGUGAGAUUUCAUUUCUUCACUCCUGAAGAAC